AUGGCCUCCAACUUUAACGACAUAGUCAAGCAAGGCUACGUGAAAAUCCGCAGCAGGAAGCUCGGGAUUUUCAGAAGAUGCUGGCUAGUUUUCAAGAAAGCUUCAAGUAAAGGACCUCGAAGGCUAGAAAAAUUUCCAGAUGAGAAGGCAGCAUAUUUCAGAAAUUUUCACAAGGUAACAGAGUUACACAACAUCAAAAACAUAACCAGACUGCCUCGAGACACCAAGAAGCAUGCAGUAGCUAUUAUCUUUCAUGAUAAGACAUCAAAAACAUUUGCCUGUGAGUCAGAGCUUGAGGCAGAAGAGUGGUGCAAACAUCUUUGCAUAGAAUGUCUUGGAACUAGACUUAAUGAUAUAAGCCUGGGUGAACCCGAUCUACUUGCCGCAGGAGUUCAAAGAGAGCAAAAUGAACGAUUCAAUGUAUAUCUUAUGCCUACACCAAAUUUAGAUAUCUAUGGUGAAUGUACGAUGCAGAUCACACAUGAAAACAUUUAUCUCUGGGAUAUCCAUAAUGCUAAGGUUAAACUGGUCAUGUGGCCUCUCAGUUCUUUGAGAAGAUAUGGGCGUGAUUCAACAUGGUUCACUUUUGAAUCUGGAAGGAUGUGUGACACAGGAGAAGGGCUAUUUACCUUUCAGACAAGAGAAGGUGAGAUGAUCUAUCAGAAAGUCCACUCUGCAACACUUGCAAUAGCUGAGCAACAUGAAAGAUUGAUGAUGGAGAUGGAACAGAAAGCACGGCUUCAGACCAGUUUGACUGAACCAAUGACGUUACCUAAGUCAAUCUCACUUCCUCGUAGUGCAUACUGGCAUCACAUCACUCGGCAGAACAGUGUGGGAGAAAUAUAUAGUUUACAAGGGCACAGUCUUGCAAAGGUGGCUCGUGCACAGACAUUUCCCAGCUACACCUCAGAACAGGGUGAGGAGCAUGAGCCACGCCUGUCCCUUUCCAGCAGCUAUGGAUUCAGCUACAGCUCGGACCUUGUGCAAUGA
Pseudonaja textilis is the source of this 990-nucleotide messenger RNA. It is a transcript of the gene DOK6, whose product is annotated as docking protein 6. NCBI's taxonomy places the organism in Eukaryota, Metazoa, Chordata, Lepidosauria, Squamata, Elapidae. Gene Ontology annotation, cellular component: cytoplasm. Gene Ontology annotation, biological process: cell surface receptor protein tyrosine kinase signaling pathway. The record is from RefSeq and is a predicted model, not a curated record.